Lycium barbarum (goji berry) is the source of this 1860-nucleotide messenger RNA. RefSeq names its product kinetochore-associated protein KNL-2 homolog. Bases 129 to 1550 code for a protein of 473 amino acids. The record is from RefSeq and is a predicted model, not a curated record. Lineage: Eukaryota; Viridiplantae; Streptophyta; Magnoliopsida; Solanales; Solanaceae. The transcript has 11 exons.
UCAAAAUUCCAAAAACCACAACAUAACACACAAAAAGGAGACCUAAACCAAACAAAAAUUAUCUCUCAAUACCAAACUCUCUUGAAAUAGCCCCAAAACAACAUAAACUACAAAAUCUAUACCUCUAAAUGAGACAGAAACACAAGAACAAGUUUAUGACAUUCCCGCGCAAGAAGAAAAAGGAGAGUGCAAUGGCUUCAACUUCAACUCAAAGGGUCAAUGAAAAUGAAUCCAAAAGCAGCAACAACUCAACAAAAUCUUGUUUUCAACCAACAGUGUGUUUGAAAGAUUGGUGGCUUAUUAAGGCUGAAAAAGAUUCUCAAGGAAGGACUCUUGCUGUUGCUGGGCUCACUUCUAGAGAAGGCCAAGCGCUGCGAGUAUUCUCCUCUGCACCAAUUCUCAAGACUAAUGAUGUUUGUAAUCUUGAGACCAUCGAUGGGAUAUUUGUUAUUCUCAAAGGCUUCAUAAACAAAAGUCGCUCGGAGGAAAAUGGUUUUCCAUCUGAGGUGGUCGAACAGUUUCUUUUAGGUUUUCCUCCUCAAUGGGAGGCGUUUAUCGAGAAAUUCUUAAGAAGAAAAUCUAAAGGUAAAGCUGAUGCGAGUGAUGCCCUUUGUUUUGAAGAACCAUCUGUUUGCUCAGAAAAGGUUAAAGAUCUAAAGAAGAUAGAUCAAAAGGAUCAUUUAGAGGCUACUGAUGAAAAAAUACAGGAUCAUUUAGAGGCUACCGAUGAAAAAAUACAGGAUCAUAACUGGGAAAAAGACUAUGAAGUAGAAGACAAUUUGAAGAGAGACAAUCAGAAUGAUGGAGAAGUUGCAAGUGAAGUAAUUGUACGAAAGACAAGGUCAUCCAACAAGCUUUAUACAAACACUUCUACAGGCAUUGCAAAGGAGCAAGCUGCAGAUAAUCAUCAUAAUGGGAAAAAAGACUAUGAAGUAGAAGACAAUUUGAAGAGGGACAAUGACAAUCAGAAUGAUGGAGAAGUUUUAAGUGAAGUUAUUGUACGAAAGACAAGGUCAUCCAACAAGCUUAAUUAUACAAACACUUCUACUGGCAUUGCAAAGGAGCAAACUGCAGAUGAUUAUCAUAAUGGGAGAAAAGACUAUGAAGUAAAAGACAAUUUGAAGAGGGACAAUCAGAAUGAUGGAGAAGUUGCAAGUGAAGUUAUUGUACGAAAGACAAGGUCAUCCAAGAAGCUUAAUUAUACAAACACUUCUACAGGCAUUGCAAAGGAGCAAACUGCAGAUGAUAGUAGAACAACUCAGUUGAAAAGUGGAAGUGCAUCCGCCAAAAACGCAAAGAGAAAAUUGACAUAUGGAAGUCCUCAGCAAGGGAAAGAGGCAGUUCCACCUGUCUCUACUGAACCUUUGAGUUUUAGCAGAUCUAGAUCAGGGAGAGCGCUACUUCCUCGAAUGGCAUUUUGGCGCAAUCAAAUGGCAAUUUAUGAUGCGGAUCACCAGGUUACAGGAGUUAAACAAGGCGACCCAGAUCUGGAUAAUCUAUCUAGAGUGAGUAGAUCUGAACCAUCAAGAAAGAGACGGCAACUCAGAUGAGAGUUAAAGCUCCUAUUGUCUAGUGGAAAUGUAAAGGAACCUAAUGGGAAGGCAUAAACAACUGUGGCAUAGUUGUACAAAGUAUGUAAAGGCUCUAGUAAUGCCAUAUUGGAUGCAUAUUUACUAGACAGAUACCUCUUUUGGUUCUUAGAACAGCUGCAAGCUAUAAGUAAAGAGAAGUUUCUUUUUCUAUAUUUCUUUGACUCAUUUAUGGUGCUUAGUUAUGUUAAUAUUUAGGUUCACUUGGACUGUAUCUUGGUACCUGAUAUUGCUGGCACAAAGCCUAAAGGCCACAAAUGAUUUUACUGCA